Molecule: messenger RNA, 4754 nt
Organism: Ceratina calcarata
Lineage: Eukaryota; Metazoa; Arthropoda; Insecta; Hymenoptera; Apidae
Product: neurogenic locus notch homolog protein 3
Exons: 10
Coding region: 285-4280 (1331 amino acids)
Biological process (GO): cell-matrix adhesion
Cellular component (GO): basement membrane; extracellular region
Molecular function (GO): serine-type endopeptidase inhibitor activity
Source: RefSeq, a predicted model, not a curated record
GCCAGGACAGUAUACGAACGUCAUUCGGCGCGGACUGAGCGGGCGAAAGGCGCGUUGUACCUGCGAGCGAAUACCGCACUUUUCGAAUCUGAACUCACCAGUCUCUCGCGUUCAUUCGUUCCUAUCAGUGCGAAAUUAACGUCCGAUAAUUAUAUAUCGAUUUUGUGAUCGAAUUGUUCCACGGCGAACGGAGGAUUAAUCGAGUUGCACGUCUCCACGCGUGUGAUUUAUAGUAAUCAAGACACACAUAGCGGCCGAUUAAAAAAUCACUUGAUGCGCUGAGGAUGCGCCGUGAUUUCUGCAACGGUGGGCUUGCCUGCGCCGUUGUGUGGGUGUCAUCGACCUGCUGGCUGCUAUCCUUGUCGUCGUCGGUCACAGCAGAGCCACCGUUAAAAGCGGUAGGUCGAUGCCCAACCUUCGAGGAGCAGAAUGUAUGCCCGGCGAGGGCACCGAGUUGCGAGAACGACUUCCAGUGUAAGGCACCCGGUGAACGUUGUUGCAAAACCGCCUGCGGCACGAAAUGCAUUAUCGGCGAACUGACGGGAUGCGAGCAGCUGGCUCUUGCCGCGGUGAGGAGGUCUCGAGCGCUCGGUCCACGUGGACCGUCGCAGUUCAUACCGAAGUGUAACAACGAGACCGGCGAAUUCGAGAGGAUACAAUGUCAUCCGCGGAACAACAGUUGCUGGUGCGUGGACGAUAUCGGCGCUGAGGUUCCUGGGACCAGAGGAUCUUCUAAAGAUGUCAUCGAUUGUGACAAUCCUCGACCAUGCCCGGCUCACAGCUGCAGAAUGUUCUGUCCACUUGGUUUCGAGAUCGAGGCGAAAACCGGGUGCCCGAAAUGCGAGUGCCGUGAUCCUUGCCGCGGUAUCGCCUGUCCUGGGACCAGUCAAACGUGCGAGUUGAUCGAUGUAUCGUGCACCCGUCCACCGUGCCCGCCGAUUCCCAGCUGUCGCAAAGCGAAGUCCCUGUCGACGAUAUGUCCUGCCGGCGAGCCGUUGCAAAUUACCGACUCGCCGAGGCCAUUCCUUUGCGGCGACUCUCCCGGGAAGCCUACCUGUCCACCGAUGUACAGCUGUUUGGUGGAGCCGAAGCAGGAAUACGGUGUCUGCUGUCCGUCCAGCAUCAAUUUGAAGAGACCCGGCACGUGUCCGUUAGAGGAACCGGUGAUCUGCGGGAAUUCCUGCCAGCACGACUUGGAGUGUCCCGGACCGCAGAAAUGUUGCAGGAGCGAGAAAUGCGGCGGCGGCGGCGUUUGUUCCGUGCCGCAGGGUUUAAGCGCUUGUCACAGGGACAAAGUAUUGGCGGAGAUGCUAAGCAUUUCCGAGAGACAGGGUCGCGGAUACGUUCCUCAAUGCACCGAUGACGGAGGCUACGAGAGCAGGCAGUGUUCGAGGAACGGUCUGGUUUGCUGGUGCGUGGAUAACAACGGUAGAAAGAUAUCUGGGACGAUGGGACCGGCGGAGAAAGUCGAUUGUAAAUCGAUAACGAAGGGGAGGUCCCUUCCGGCGUCCUGCGUUUCUCAACAGUGCGCUCAAGUUUGCCAAUACGGAUUUAAAACCGACGCUUCCGGCUGUCCGACUUGCGAAUGCGACAACCCAUGCGAAGGCUUCCCGUGCCCGGAAGGGGAAGCAUGUGUGUUACAUCGCGAAGACGGAUGCCCGGACUUCUUGUGUCCAACGAGACCGGAGUGCCGAGCGAAAAAAGCUUACAAAAGUCCCUGCGCUCAUGGUACUCCCCUAAUCGACGAUGAACGAAACGCGGUAACGUGUUCCGAGAACGACACAUGUCCUCAAGGAUACAAGUGCACCGCAGUACCGGAAGCUGGCCAAUCGGUCUGCUGUAUGACGUCAGCUAAUUUCACGAAACCGCAAACAAUGUGCGAGUACUUGAGAGAAUUCAACGAGAGGAUGGAGGGAACGAGGGAGAACAUGUCAUUGGCAAUUCCACCGCCCGAAUGCGAGGAGGAUGGCAGUUACAAAACCUUGCAGUGCAACAACGGCACUUGCUUUUGCGUGAACGAUCGCGGGGUGGUACUGAAAACCGGCGUGAAUCGCAACACCGAUUGCAAGCAGAUAAACGAUCUAUUGAAACUGUGCGGAACGCUGUCCUGCGACUUGGUUUGCCCUUACGGCUACGAGGUGGACGCGACCGGAUGCGAGCAGUGUCGCUGUCACGAUCCCUGCAAAGAUGUAACUUGCGAUUCUAACGAGACGUGCACGAUGAUCGAUGUGAAUUGUGGAACGGGGCAAUACUGUCCCGCAGUUCCAGCCUGCCUGGCCUUGAAACCGGGUCAAUGCCCGUAUCUGGUACCGAGUUCGUCCAGCUGCGAGUUGCAAUGCAGUAACGAUCAAGAAUGCUCGGCAUCGGAAAAGUGCUGUUCCACAGGUUGCGGGACGCAGUGCGUGGCACCGGUGAUGGCUACUGCUUGUCAGCACUCUCGCGCGGUUGCUGAGCACGCGGCCCGGGAAUCUGGAGAACCGGCUAGGCGCAUUUACAUUCCCAGAUGCGACGCCAGCGGAUCGUUCGAACCCGUACAGUGUCACAACGGGAUGUGUUGGUGCGUGGACGAAGAAGGCAGAGAGGCUGCGGGCACCCGCGUCCUCGAGGGGGUCGUACCAAAGUGCAACACGCCUCUCAGAUGUCCGGAGAUCGAUUGCAAGCUCGACUGUCCCGACGGGUUUGAAUUGAACCUCGACAGCGGCUGUCCAACUUGUUCCUGUCGGGAUCCUUGCAAGAGCGUGACUUGUCGCGGGGAGAACGAAGCUUGCAGAAUGGUCGAGGUGGCCUGUAGCGUGCCACCCUGCCCGCCUGUGCCGGUCUGUUUACCCAAGAAGGAUAAUCCUUGCCCGAACGGAUCUCCUCUCUUAGAUCAAAACGGUUCUCCGGCUACCUGUGGUCCCCACGGUCAACACUGUCCGUCGACCCACAAAUGCGAACUGUCUCCGUUGAACGAGUACGCCGUCUGCUGCCCAAAACCCCGAGAAGUUUGCUUCGAACCACCGCGGAGAGUACCAUGCAACUUAGGAUUAGGACUGAACGCGACGGAAAGAUGGUACUUCGACUCGGAACGAAACGAAUGCAGAAUAAAGACCGAGUGCACCCUGGGCCACAACGAUUUCUCCAGCCGUCUAGUAUGCGACACCGUAUGCCCUGUGCUGUCGCAAUGCGAACGGCUCAGAGAGAAGAAUCUGAAGACUUCCCAAAGGCUGAAGCAGCCGACGUUUCUACCAAGAUGCGACCCGGAGAACGGCAUGUGGGAGCCCGUUCAGUGUCUGGAGCACGUCGGUGUCUGUUGGUGUGUCAAUAGAAAGGGUCAACCGGUGAAAGGUUCGCUGACGAGAGGCCCGGAGCCGAAGUGUAACUUCAGACAGGCGAGGCGAGGUGGCAGAGGGCCGCCGGUGCAAGAAAUCGACCGUGAAAUUCAGGCGUUCAUGGAGAACGCUUUGAUAAACUUGGAGACCGACGAGAAGCAGAUUGGAAAGGUGCUAGGCACUAGGUGCCAAGCGAUGAAGGACAAAGGCCACGUACCGGCUAUCUGCGACCGCCAGGGCAGGUUCGAGCCGACCCAGUGCGCCGGGGAUACUUGCUGGUGCGUCGACGAGGCUGGCAAUCAACUUAUCGGCUCCGAACCUUUCCUCAAGGGAACCAAUAUAUGCCUGCCAACUCCGGUGGAAGCUGUCGAAGUCACUCUACGUUUCCCUGGUCGAUUCCUCGCCGACGACGAGAUCACGUUCAUUCGACGAGCGGAAGAGCUCCUUCGCGAUCUCGGCGCUCGAGUGAAGAACGAUAUACGAGUGGAGAUCAAUCAAGACUCGGCUAUACUCAGUUUCGAGAUAAUAGGACCUAACAAAGUAGAUGUGGCGUUCCACUUGGAAGAGCUGACUAGAAUCCAGAAAUUGUCUCUAUUGGGAUCGUUCGCAGAUGCGACCACUUCGCGUUUCACGCACAGGUCGACACCGGUCGCUCUGCAAAGUAGAGUCGUGGCGCUGGAACAACGAGAGAUACUCACGGAGGUGGAAACGCCCGUUUACCAGACAGCGACCCUGGUUCUGGCAGCGGGCAGCGCUUUUGUCAUCAGCAGUUUGUUAAUUCUGCUAAUGUUGUAUCGCAAGAAGAUGAAGAUGAAGGACCCGUCAAAGGCUCUGGCGACGGACCAGCACUUCCUUGCGUACCAGCAACCAGUGUAUGUGAUAUCGGGGUUGGAGCAGGAAGUGAAGAAGAAGGACGUAGCCGAGGCGCAAAGUUGCCCGUCCGCGUCGGACGUGGUCGUCGCCACGUAGAUCGUAUAGAUCAGAGCGUAGAUCGCUGGUAUAAAAAAUCGUAGUUACGACCCUCCCUCAUACAAUUCCGAUACGAUAUUUAUUCAUGGAAUAAAAACCGAGAUGCGUCGCGACUGCCAGAAUCGACGGUCGACCGAAUAGAUCGCGAACGAUCCUCGUUCGUCUUGGUCGUCACGUGAUAUCGAUUUCCAAGACGGAGGCUGGUAUCGUAGCUGCGAUAGGGCGGGAAACAUAUAAAAAUGAAUUCGGUCGCUCGUCGAAGAAUAAUUUAAGGUACUUAUUUAGAACGAAUGUCCUCGCCCGUCUCUCUGUACUCGCUCGUUCAUCGAUGAAGCGUCCUGGCUCGAGAACGAGAACGCGGGGAUAUCGUUGCGUUGAGUGUACGAUGAUAUAUCAUGGGUGUAAAUAUUAGACUCAUACUGUGUUCGUUUAUUUAUACUUAUAGUUCAAUAAAUACCGGGAAUUCCUUUAACA